AGCUGAACAUGAACGAGUUGACGUCAUUUCCUACUUUCAAGGUGGGCUAAGACCAUUAGUCGUCGCGAAGAUGAACUAUCGGGUUAGUCAUCGGAGUGCAACGUCCGAUCUGACCGAUACCCGUUCAAUCUUUCAUCGAGAUCGGAUCCGUGCCCGGAGCGUCGGCCUUGUCGCCUAAGACCGAAGAGUUUGGGUUGUACGAUUCGAGGCAGAUGUCCACCUCGAGCCGUAAGACCGCCGUUCAAUAGUAAGCUGAACUAACCUUCGCGCUCUCGGAGUCAGAGAAAAAUGUUUUAUAUAGGAGCCAUCAUCUUGACCGAAAAAUUGAGUCAUGAACCCAUCAAUCAUCCUUCGACUUCAUUAAAUAUACCAGCAACGACAUUCGGACUUCUUGAGCUACUUGUCAACAUAUUUUCGAAAUGCAACUAUCAGCUGACACUCAAUACCACUACGAAGGACUUCGGAGCCUGGGCACUGUUCGCUACGGUGGAGGCGAUGUUCGAGAGCAGCUCAACGUGCUUGCAAAGAUAAAGCCUGGCGAUCCCGAGAGUUGGUAUUCUGAAUGGCACGCACUAGCCCACCGAGUCCUCGCCACGAUCGAGGAGAGCCAAAGCACAACCGGCCCUCUCUCACGCGUCAGUCUCCGCGAGGUUUACUUUCGCGCCAGCCAUUAUUUCUUCCUGGAGGAUUUUUUCAUUCACGGCAAUCCUGAGGAUCCCCGUAUCGCAGAAUCGUAUGCACAGUCCACCAAGUACUUCGACCUCGCGAACGAGCUCCUUCCUUUUCCCGGCAAGAAGAUGGUUCUGCCGACAGAGUACGGGUUCAACGUCCAUGGCAUGAUCUUCCAAGCUCAUCAUAUCGAUGGCAUGCCAGUAAAUGGACCACGUCCGACCUUGAUCAUCGGGGGUGGCUUCGAUAGCAAUUAUCAAGAAACAAUGCACGUCUUUGGCUUCGCCGCGCUUGAUAGAGGCUAUAACGUCAUUUUGUACGAGGGUCCCGGUCAGCCAACCUUACUUGUGAAGGAAAAGCGGGGCUUCAUUCCCGAAUGGGAAAGAGUUGUGACGCCGAUCAUCGAUUAUGUCGAGUCUGAGCAGAGGUCGGGUAGACUGGACUUCAUCGACUCUGGCAAACUCGGUUUGGUGGGAAUGUCACUUGGCGGCUGGCUAGCAGCGAGAGCCGCGGCAUUUGAACAGCGACUCGCUGCUGUCGUCCUCAUGGACGGCGUCUGGAACUUCCUUUUGUGCUUUCGACAGGCUUUCCCGGAAGCUUAUCAAGCAUUCUUGGACGGCGAUAUGCGAAAGUGCGACGAUCUGUUUGAGGAGAGUGGUAAGCCCGGCGCCCCAACAACUGCGCGCUGGAUCCAUGAUCAUGGAAAAUAUUCCUUCCGGGUGGCGACGGGUCAUAAACUUUUGGAAACAGCAGCGAAGAUGACCCUCGAAGGCGGCAUUGCGGAGAAGAUCACGUGUCCAACGUUCGUUGGGGAUGCCGUGGAUGACCUGUUCUUCGAAGGCCAGCCUGCGAAGGUCGCCGAAGCAGUCGGACCAAAAGCCACCCUCGCCGUCUUUGAUGAAGCGGAUGCAGCAUCGGCGCACUGUCAAAGCGGUGCCUUGAUAUAUGCAAAUCAAAGGAUUAUGGACUGGUUCGGAAAUGUCGUCGGUGUACUCUAAUUAUCGAGAUGAGGCCCUGUAUUUCAUUGCGUUGUGGUGUUGCUAUGUACGAAUCCAUAUCUUAACAAAAUUCGAUGGUAUUCGUGUCAGAUGAGGAUACGAUGUAAUGUCCACGA
Molecule: messenger RNA, 1783 nt
Organism: Dissoconium aciculare CBS 342.82
Lineage: Eukaryota; Fungi; Ascomycota; Dothideomycetes; Mycosphaerellales; Dissoconiaceae
Product: 2,6-dihydropseudooxynicotine hydrolase
Exons: 1
Coding region: 420-1667 (415 amino acids)
Source: RefSeq, a predicted model, not a curated record